Messenger RNA from Drosophila erecta, 1062 nucleotides. Its product is annotated as carboxypeptidase B. The transcript has 3 exons. Gene Ontology annotation, molecular function: zinc ion binding; metallocarboxypeptidase activity. The record is from RefSeq and is a predicted model, not a curated record. The coding region runs from base 1 to 1062 and encodes 353 amino acids. Lineage: Eukaryota; Metazoa; Arthropoda; Insecta; Diptera; Drosophilidae. Gene Ontology annotation, biological process: proteolysis.
AUGUUUUUGCCACUCUUCUUGGUAACUAUUCUCAUAAGUGGAGGCCUAGGAACUCCAGUCCGUUCUCGUCCCGAAUAUCAGAAGGACGAUUAUUAUACCUAUGAAGAGAUACAGGACUACCUAAAAGGACUAGCCGAAAGCUAUGCUAACCGAGUGAAAUUGACAAACGUUGGAAAAUCCUACGAGAACAGGAACCUGACCACCAUUACCAUAUCAAACGGAGAUGGGCGGAAAGACAAGAACGUAAUCUUCAUAGAUGCCGGAUUUCAUGCCAGAGAAUGGCUAACUCAUACGACAGCCCUAAAUGUCAUUGAUAAUUUGGUUGUGAACUUCGAAGAGAACAAGCGAUUCCUGCAGGACUAUGACUGGAUUAUUUUACCCUUGGUGAACCCAGAUGGCUACACAUACUCGCGAUCCGGAAAGAAGUUCACUAAUGAAACAAUUUACUGCCCACUCGCCUAUACUGAAGAUCAUGAAAUCAAAUGUUGGCGAAAGAAUCGCGAACCCAACAAAUACCGAUGCAUUGGCACCGAUCUCAACCGCAACUUCGGACAUGGAUGGGGUAAAGGAGACGCCUCGAGUGAUCCCUGCGAUUCGACAUUCAAGGGUCUUUCCAAAUUCUCGGCAUCGGAGUCCCAAGCAGUGAGAAGAGUUAUUCUCGACCUGGCAAACUCCGGACGUGGCGUUUUGUACCUUUCGCUUCAUUCCGCUGUGGGCAAAAUUCUGUAUCCAUGGGGAUCCGAAGAAAUCAAGGCUAAGAACUACAAGGAGCAUGAGGAAGUGGUCCAAGCAGGCAUAGAUGCCAUGGCCAAUGGAAACUUUCAGUUCCCCUCAACUUACAAACAAGGUCCUUCCUAUAGCCUCUACCUUGCUGGUGGAGACUCCAGUGACUAUGCCUAUGAAAUCGCCAUCUCGAUCCACAUGGCAUCCACUUCCACGGGGCAGCAACAUAUGUCGGGCGACACUUGCAACCUGCCAGUUGCGGAGCAUCCGAUGUCCUCCGUCCUGCGUCCGCUGUCCAAUGAGUCCGCCGACUCCGCCGACUCCUUUGUCCAUGCAUAA